Neodiprion virginianus is the source of this 1957-nucleotide messenger RNA. RefSeq lists its product as uncharacterized. Lineage: Eukaryota; Metazoa; Arthropoda; Insecta; Hymenoptera; Diprionidae. The transcript is spliced from 3 exons. The record is from RefSeq and is a predicted model, not a curated record. Bases 208 to 1695 code for a protein of 495 amino acids.
GGGGAGCUGCGAAACGAUCGCAGCGCGCGGGGUGGCGAGUAGUGAGUUGAGCCAGCGUGUGUUGUGAUAGCAUUUUGUAUGAGAAACAAUAGACGGUAUGUGGAAUUACACUUGUUGUGUUGUUAACUGCAAAAAUAACGGUAAAACUAGUGAUUGUAUAUUUUAUAAGUUUCCAACUGCAUCACAUAAAAUAGUUCAAAGGCAAAAAUGGAUUGCUGCUGUGAAAAGAAAAAAUGGAGUCCAAAAACUCAUCAUUUAAUAUGUAAUGCUCAUUUCAUUGGCAAGAAAAAAUCAGAUGAUCCUGCGAGUCCAAGCUACGCGCCAACUCUAUUCCCUCUAGUUUAUCAUGCAAAGCAAGUAAAUGAAAGAGCUGUUUUGAGCAGGUACAAUCGACUCAUGAACCGAAGAAAGACUCUUCACAAGCGUAACAUCGGAGUGAAUUGUGAUACUGGAAAUCAAGUUAAUAACGACCCCAACAAUGUUGUCAAUAAUAGUGGACGUGAACCUAUGGAUAUAAGCAGUGCCGAAGUAAUUUUAAAAAGUGAUCAAGAGUGUCAAGUAGAUUUUGUAAGUUCUGCUGGUAUCGAACAAACAAAAGCUUUCACUUGUAACAGAUAUAUUUACAUGACUAACUACUGCGAUGCUGAAGUUCAAACUGAAAUACCGGAAAUUGCCACUCUCAAAACUAUUGUGAAUAGGAAAAAAAUGAAAGAUGAAGAGGUACAAUGCGGCACAUCGUUAACAGAUAGAGUAGAUAAGUCGGUUGGUUUUAACGAGGCUGUAGUUGAACAAAAUAGGAAACAGCGUAGUUUCUGUGGUUUUCCAUCUAUUAAGACCGAUGAAGAUUUAUUAGAUAUUGCUGGAGUGAACUUCCAGAACUUUAAUUUUUUAUUAUCUAAAACUGAAAACCCAUCGGAAAGAUCUACAAUAACAAGAGAACAGAGGCUUUUAAUUUUUUUAGUGAAAAUAAAAACUGGACUGACAUUUUCAGCCAUAGCAAUUUUCUUUGGUUUACAUCGGUCAACUGUCUCCAAGAUAUUCUUUUCAACUUUACAAUAUUUGAAUUCGUCAACUGCAAAUUUAGUGUUUUGGCCAAGUAGAGCUGCCGUACAGAAAACUAUGCCGGAAUGUUUUAAACCUCAGUACUCUAAUACUCGGGUUAUCAUAGACUGCACUGAAUUCAAGAUAGAUGUUCCGUCAAGUGUUGACGACCGUAUUUACUGUUACUUUCAUUAUAAGAAAGGUUUUACAGCAAAAGUACUGAUUGGAAUCACACCAUCUGGGUUUAUCUGUUUCAAAUCGAAAGUUGCUGGCGGUAGAAAAGGUGAUUCCCAAUUAACUCUUGAAUCGAAUUUGGUAGAUUCAUUGGAAGAUGGUGAUGUGGUUUUAGCAGAUAUAGGUUUUCCUGAAAUCAGAUCUAUCAUUGAUGCAAGUGGUAAACGAGUAUUACUUAUUAUGCCACCAUUUUUGGAAAAAAAAUCAGAAUCUUCGAAAGAAGAAACAGAUCUGACUUACAACAUCGCAAGAGUUCGAAUUCAUGUAGAAAGAAUUAUGCAACGACUUAAAACAUAUCAAAUUUUGUAUAAAAUUCCAGAACAUUUGUUCUUUUGCAUCGGUAAUAUUAUUCAUGUUAUCUGCGGCUUAGUAAAUUUACAGCCACCAAUUUUUUCUAAUAAAACAAAAACUAUCAAGUAGAAUAAUAAAAACCUUUAUUCGUAAAAGGUAGUGGUUUUCAUUGUGUAUUUAUUAAUAUUAUAUUGCUACAUACUACUGGAGUUUCAACUCGUUAUUAUUUUCAACUUUUCACUUCACUGUUACAAUGGAAAUAUCACUUAUUUGAUAAUAUUUUGCUGAUUUGGAUAUUUAUCAGUAUGCCUCUAAUGUAAAUUAACACGCCGGCUAUUUAGCUUUUGAAACCGCUAGGUGGCGGCACGAGCGAGGCUCACAGCGAAUACUU